AUUGCGGAGGCUCUGCGUUGCAUUGCCAGUGAAAGCAGCCUGCGCUGUGAGGAGACACGGAGGUGUAGCGUGACGUUCACUUCAACGGAGCACAUGAGAUGUACAUGGAACGUAAUAGGCUACACUAGAAACCUUCGGCGCUCUGUAUUCGGAUAUGCUGUCUUAAAACGAAGUGGUAGGAUGGAUAUCAUAAUUUCUAGACGGUCCAAAAUCCUCAUGAAGGUUAAAGCCAAAAUCCUUCAGCCCAGCAGCAUCUUCACAACGUACGACAGCUGGAAUUGUGUGAUUCGUGACAUCGCAUCGGUAUGAGGAAAAUGACUGGCACAGUGUAAAGAUGAAUUUCAAAAUUAUGACAUCCUAAAUGUCAUUCUUACCCACCACAGCAUCUGAUAUUAUCCCCCCAAGAAGAAUGCUGCAACAGAACAACAACAAUAAUUGCUUGGACAUGGCCCAUCGGGAGCUACUGCAUGAAUGCCGAAGAACCAACGUCUCAUUCGCCAGUGCCCUUGAGUUUGGAGCCAUACCCCUGAUUAAAGGCCUGAGAGCAUGGGCUGUGAGUGGCGGCUACUCUAAAGCCAGGAGAAAGGCUGCUAAUGGGCCACGGGCACAGGGCACAUGCCAACAGCCUCCUGAAACCAGGGUGGGGCAGAGAAGCUGGUCAGGUCAGGUCAGCAGCGGCUACGGGCACACGCUGGACAGCACAAUUAGUGCAACGAGAACUCCAGGGGUCAGGCCAGGCGGUCUUGGGGCUCUCGUAACUGUGGCAACUUUGAAAGGCACUGAGGCGGGUGGCAGGCAGACUCAGACACGCUGCCUGUUUCUCAAAGCCCAGGGAAGGGGCAGCUACAUCUGUGCUGUUGGAAACCGCGGGACUGGGGCGAGAGUCACGGGUCCACGGACUCACACUGUCAUUCUUGAGGGGACGAAGGAAGAGCAUAGAUGUUCCAGUAAAGGGCCGAAGCUGAGCCAGGAUGGGACAGACGAUGGUGGACUGUUCAAGGCCAAGCCCAGGGCCAUACGAAAAUGGAGGAAGUGUGGUAAAACAACAGGCUCGGUGGAGAAAAGAGCAGCAGCUCAUGGCAAAGGGGAACAUGGUUAUCAAAAAAAUGCACAACCAGUUAACGUAACACCAGAUAACACAAUAACACAAUGCCGGAAGGGUAGCAGUGCCAGCUAUCCAAAUCAGGACGACUUAGAGUUGGGCAAAGACGAAAGGGCUCAUUCCUCCCUAUCGGUAAAAUCUGUCACAGCCGAGAGCACGGAUCCACAAACCUGCUCCUCUUCUGCCAAACCAUGUGCCAAACCAGGUGAGCAGGUUGAAGCUGAGAUGAGUAUUAAUCAAUCCGAUAACUGUUCUGAAAAAGAAUCUAGUUGUGCCAAUGCUGAGGUUACUAAAUGUGACAUUGACCUUGAUGCAAAUGAUCGCCAGGACAUUAUUGCUGAUGUGCCAAACCUAGGAUCAUCUGUAGCAUCUGAGACUAACUUUGAUAGCCUAGGAACCAAAUUGACCACAACAAACUGCAAUACUGAGCCAAGCAUUGAUUAUUCUCCCAUGAUAACUCCCUCUGAAGUCCCUGUCAGCAUUCGGAAAAAUCAAGAAUCCAGGCCAGACGAGCAUUUACUGGACCGUGAGAAUCUAAAUUCGGUGGAGCCCAGUGAUCUUACAACAGAGAGAGAUGGGACUCCAGACACAAAGAAUAGAGUUGUGCCAGAGGCCCGCACUCCAGUGGGUGUUGAAUGUAGCACUACAGAAAAGAAGAGGAGGCCGUCCAUGUGCUCACCUCAGCACUGGGAGGAAUUAAUCACAGAGCAUGGAGAACUUGAAGUUCAGCAGUCUGACAAAUCCUCUUCACGAGGCUUUAGCGCACCAACAGCCAAUAUAACUGUAACCACUAUUCACUCCCUGCCUAAUCCUGCCCCUACCACCACCGCAGCCAUAGCAACAGCCAUCCCAGCAUUAAGCAAAGGGGAGGUGGGAACUAGAGGUGGAGACUUGCUGCCUCUGGUGAACUCAGAGUUGCUAUCAGAGCCGGCAAGAGUUGACGACAAGGACAAGGUGGCCGCUGACGAGGGGUCUCUUGAUGUGGGCGACGAGGAGGAGGAGGAUGAGUUUGGGGCUUUCAUGCAGGCAGGUGGAGAGCAGCUGUGGACGGACGGGUUCCAACAGUUGGCUGCUGGAGAGGAAUACAAUUGUGAGGAACACACAAGUUCUGCUGAUGCAAAUGAAGCCACAUCCUGGGCAUCCGAUUGGACGGCAGUCCAGUCAUUCCAGCAGUCAGAGAGCACAUGGACUGCCUUCAGCCAAGAGACUCUGGAGCAGAAGAUAAUACCUGGUGGUCAGUGGUGGCCUUCUAAUGAAAAGCCAAACCUUCCCCUCUCUCCUCUCCAUAAUGUGUCAAAUGUGUUUCUAGGGGCCUUUCCCUCAGAAAAGUCCCCCUGUGAAGAUCCUGAAUACAUUCCUACACUAAAGCAGCUUCUGCAAGGACCAGCUGAAAACAGCAAUACAGGGGAGCACAAGAAGCAGAGCUUACUUGAUGGCCUCCAGGAUCUGGACAGGAUGAUUGAUGUGAAAUAUAAGAGGGCGGAGUCUCUGUCCUGUAAACUUCUCCUUCAGUCACUGCAUUUGGAACGUCCCAGCUCUGAACGCGCGACAGUUCGACUGAAGACCAGUGCCAGAUUUUCUCCAAAUCUCCCAACGUCCAACCUGCAGUUAGCUGCAAGUGCUAAGAGAAGACUGUCAUAUGACUUCAACAGAAAUAUCACAACCUAGUCUCUAUAUCUGUUGAAACACCAUUGACCUAUGCUUCCUUGAAAACAGGAAAUACAGGGCAGAAGAAUAAUACAUGCUGAAAAACUGAAUUGACUUCUAUUCAAGGUUUAUUUAAAGUGUAUUUCUUCUUUUAGUGUCUGUUCUCAUUCAGUGUCUGGUAGAUUCUGUUUCUCAUUCAGCUAUGUAUCAAGACACACAAGACCUAUGUUUAACCAAAUGUAUGUUUUUCAGUAUUUCAGAAAUCUGGGGUUGAAUUAGGACAAAUGUACUGAAAUGUCAAGUUAAAAAACCCUUUGGCAAAUUGUUUAGGUGUAAGGAAUGAGUCUGGUUAUUGGACCCAUUUGACAUUGUGCUAAUCAGAUAAGAAUAUGUCAAUAUGCAUUGGUGUUUUACUUUUAAUUAUUGCUAUGGAUUAUAUUUGUUGAAAUAAGAUAAUUUUUUUGCAGCCAUAGCAAAUUGGUUAGUGCACGUUCUCACAAGGAUGUAGAUUCAAAUAUGGCCCCUAACUUUCCUUCAUACUAUCUCACAUGAUGAUAGCAAAAAAAAAAAAAAAAAAAAAAAAAAAAUAAAAUUAAAGAAACAGUUAUUUAUUGUUUAGGGCGGAUUAGGAUGAUUUUCUGCUCCCUGAAAGCUCUCUUUCGCCUGAAAAUUGUCAAAAGCAAGCAAAUGUCCACAAAAUGUAUUUUCAUACACCACCACACAGAGAAAUCCAUUUUCUUGUUUCCAUGUCUUUUUUUCCCUGUGUUUGAAGUACUAAAUAUGACACUGUAGUGUGCCAUUUUUAACUCCUGACGAAUAGAGACCAUAUUUUCAGAAGUGUUUUAAAUGAAUGUUAACAUUUUAAACUGAACCUGUACGCUUGUUUGUUGAUUGACGUAAUUAAAACAUCUUUGAAAGAC
This is a messenger RNA of Labeo rohita (rohu), 3669 nucleotides long. RefSeq lists its product as uncharacterized. The record is from RefSeq and is a predicted model, not a curated record. Bases 362 to 2770 code for a protein of 802 amino acids. Lineage: Eukaryota; Metazoa; Chordata; Actinopteri; Cypriniformes; Cyprinidae. The transcript has 6 exons.